GUGCUUAGCGCCCUCUGCACUCGUCAUACCCCACUGUAACUGAUUGACAGUUUGCCUUGCCGCUUGUUUCACAUGUGUUGACAUUAACGUUGUAAACAAACGAGUUCUAUCGACAAAAAUAUCACUUUUAAGCAGUGCCUAAGCAGGUUUAUCACAAAAAUUCAAUUUUUUGUCGUAUAUUCUAGUGAAAAUCCAUAGGAUGCCAUUCAUUUGGGACGAUAUAGUAUGGAAAUUGAUUGAUGAAGAGGAUUCCUAUGACAAAAGUCGAUUUGUUGUAGUGCGGAAGCUUCAUAUCAAACUAAACACGGGACCUUUUCAAGUGGUGCCCCACACCGAGUUCACUGCCGAUAAAAUUCGUCGUUAUCUUCGAAAAUACGGUGGAAUUGAAUCGAUCGAAUUGUUGCCAAACAAAGAGUUUGAAGCACACGUAACCUUUCACAGUGACCAGAGUGCCUAUUUGGUUCAACUGCAGCAUGAAUUUGACCGUGAAGCCAGAAAGCAGCAGCCAUUCUACAUUCAGCCAGCCGACACGUGGGAGCAGCCAACCGAAAAUACUAACCAAACGGCCAAUUCGAACGAUAUCAAACAAACAUCUGAUAUUUUUAACCUAAACGAAGACUGUUUGUUGCAUCUGUUCAAAUUUUUAGAUGUCGAUUCGAUGGUGAAUCUAUCUGAGGUGUGUAAAUUGUUUCAAAAGCUCCUGAAUCAGCAUAGUUUCCCUCGCAUCCGCGAGUUUAAAGUGUACAAUUUCAACGAUACAUUUUCGAUGCCACUGGCGAAAAUGAGACGAACGUUGCGCUGCAUUGGGCCAUACAUAACGGACUUGAAGUACACCUGCAAUAUUUACAAUGAUCUCAAUCGAACGUCACGAUUUUUGGAAACAUUGGCUCAGUACAUCGGACGGAAUAUUCGUCGGGCACAAUUUUUAAGCAGUUUAAUUUGCGAGGAUAAUCAGAUACUGACCAUUGCACCGAUACUAAGGCAUUUGGAAUCGUUGGAAAUCCACGAUGUUAACUACGAUCUUGGUAAUGAUGUUGAUUUUGAGGUACUUUGCCCAAAUCUGAUUGAGCUGAAGCUAAAAGUGAAUAUGCGACUGAUUAAAUGCUGUAAACCAUGGGCUCGACUUCAACACCUAUCGGUUUUGAACAAUGAAUAUUUGAAUACAAUGACCUUUUUGUCGUUCAUUGAACAAAAUCCACGCCUUACUUCAUUAGAAUUUGAUGUUUUUGAUGCGGAUAUAAGGCUGAGAACGGUGGCCGACCGUUUGACAAUGCUGCAGAAAUUGACCAUGGAUUCAGUGGACUCAAGCUUAGGUGGAUGGAAUUUCGUUCAUGUUAACCGACUGCAACAUUUGUCCGAAAUCAACUUGUUAACACUGGACUAUCAACACUUGAGAGGCAUAACGGAUUGUUUAGCAACAUUUGGUGGUUUGCGGAAAAUUAGCCUGCAUGCCUAUCGUCCCGAAGAUGAAGUGGAAGAUGGCGAAAUGGACUAUGAACGAUCAUUAAUUGAUUUGGCUAAACGAUUGCCACAUUUGGAAGAGUUUGCACUACGAUCGGUAGCGAUUGUUGAAAAUACGCUAGUCGAUUUUAUACGCUUUGCCAGUCGAUUGCAAGUUCUUCACAUUCAUUGGUGCCAUGUAGAGGUGUCCGAUGCAAUUAUUUUGAAAGUUGUAAAUAUCCUGAAAUGCAAUCGACCUGAACAGAACCAUCCUCUAUCGAUGUUCCUGAAUCCAGCUGAUUUGCUUGAUUUACACGUUACGAGGAGUGAAGAUGUGCGGAAAUAUAUACUCCUUAGCGCUAAAUGCCAACAUUUUGGAUUUUGAGUUGAAUGUUAGCUUUGUUUUAGUUCCGUGUUGCAUUAAUCAAAACACAAUAAUGGCAGUUCACUACUCAAUUUGUUGAACAAAUAAAUGAUUACUUGUGUUAAUUUUCUCUUACUACGACACUGCCCUUUUGGUCGUUAAUAACGACUCGUUAUAAAAUUCUCACAAUUUUUCUUUGGAUAAUUUAGAAUUUUUUUGAAUAAAAUUUGGAUUUUUUCAUAAUUUUUUCUAAAAUAAAGAAAAUGAUAGAAGAAUCUGGCGGGAUUAAAGAUAGCUGAAGUAAAAUGUUGAAUUUAUCAACAAUAAACUCGUAAUUUUAGAUUUUCCACCCAUUUUUCACAAUUUUUUUUAUUACAUAGUUUUUUCUUUGAAAAUUUAAAAAUUAAAAGAGAAAAAACGAAAAAAAUUAAGAAAAAUAAAAAUGAAACCCAAAAUAUCAAAAAA
Molecule: messenger RNA, 2269 nt
Organism: Sitodiplosis mosellana (orange wheat blossom midge)
Lineage: Eukaryota; Metazoa; Arthropoda; Insecta; Diptera; Cecidomyiidae
Exons: 2
Coding region: 200-1825 (541 amino acids)
Molecular function (GO): protein binding; nucleic acid binding
Source: RefSeq, a predicted model, not a curated record